UGGAAAAGGUUGCUCCUAAUGUUUAAUGCUGACAUCUUUAAACCCCACCCGGUAGACUGAUUCUUACGUUACUGUUCAUCCGAUGUCUGAUUUGAAAGGCUACGCCGUGGAUUCUACAUUUCUUUGAUACCGGCCUAAGGUCUUGGAUCUUUGGUCUGUGGUUUUGUCACUAUAAAGUAGAACCAUAUGGGCAUAACCUAGUAGUGGGAAAUAGUCUGGACCUUUGGACAUGCGUACAUAACGCAUGAGUACCUAAGCUGGAAUCUGUUCUGGUUUAGUAAAUAGUGUUAUUUCUCUCUUGAAGCUUAGCUCUACAAAUCUGAUAGAAAUGCUUCAGUUUCAAAGCCAUGUUGUGGCAGCAGCCUCAACCGGAGUUGAGGCAUUGCAAUCCCUAAAUCAGGAGGAUCAUCUAGGAUCUCUGGACAUGAUAUCAACCCCUUACCAUUCUCCAUGGGUGAAUCCCACUUCUUCUUCUUCUUCACUAGGAUCGGUUCUAUUUGAUGACAGGCCCCUGGAUUUAUCAGAAAUCGACAUAUUUGUCAAUCAGAUGGGCUGCUUAGACAGUUGGGCAAGUUUGGAGAAGAGUCAUGAGAUUGCAAGACCGUUGAAAACGGCAGAGAUGCAGACCUCUGAUGCAGCUUGUGAUCCCCAGCUUAAUGUCCUCAAUGACUUAGUCAAGAAAUGCAAUUCAACAGAAGAUCUCUUUUAUGGUGAGGUUAAUCCUCACGGUAGUUUUCUACAGGAUGUCACUCGGCCUCUUAAUAAUGCUCCGGGCUAUAAUUUGGGUCCUGUAAUACAGCAAGAUUCAUUUGGCUCUGUAGUUAAUUCAGAGCCCAGAGAGGCCACUGAGAAUGAUAUUAAGGAGGGAGUCCUCAAAUUGCCCGCGAAGAGAUCAAUAGGAGCCAGAACAGCACAACUUAGGCCAAACAAGAGAGGAGCAUUACACCACAAAAGUGGUGAAAUGGAAAUAUCCCAGAGGGAGAUUCAUAUUCAAUCAGAGAGAGAGAGGAGAAAAGGAAUGAAUAACUUGUUUGAAAGAAUGAGAGCUUUGCUGCCAAGUCCAAACCAGAAGGUAGAUAAGUCUACAGUAGUCUCAGAAAUCAUAAACUACAUCCAAUCUCUGCAGCAAAAUCUUGAAGAUCUCAACAAGAAAAGGGCCAAAACGGUAUCAAGCCCAGGAGCAGGCACUGCCCCCAUAAAAACUGAGCCUGUAAAUUGUGCAGAAUCUAUUCAAUCAAGAUGCACUGACUCAGACAGUCCGCCAUCAUUAUCACUGAAUGAAGAAUCCACAAAGCAAGCACCUCAGGUGGCUUUACAUUUCAAUGGGAAUGAUAUUUUCAUCACAAUAUGCUGCUCCCACAAGGCCAAUUUGCUUCCUGCUAUUAUAUAUGUUGUGGAAGAUCACAAACUGCAAAUCAUGUGUGCAAAUGUCUCAAGAACAGAUACAGUAGCAUUUCAUUGCCUGCAUGUCAAGGCUUUGGAUACUCCAGGCACCAAUAUUAAGCAAGCUUUAAGAGACUCUUUGAAGAAACUUGUUUGCUUGGACAAUCAAAUUCGUAUGUAACAGUAAAAGUUUCCAUUCUCAAGGUUUCAAAUUUCUAUGCAGCUUUUCUAUAUGCCCUUGCCCAUGAAUAUGGUCCAUACUUGGAGCACUAAAGAUCAUUUGUUCCUCCAUCCAGUUAUACGCAUGGCAUCUGCUUCCAGUUGCCUUGUUUUCCGGACAAGAACAAAUGACAUUGUACUGUUUCAUUGGGUUUGGAUUUUGUGACAAGCAUCAAGACUUUUAAUACUAUUCCAAUAAAAUUCGUUUCUUUUUGUUUGUA
This is a messenger RNA of Cryptomeria japonica (Japanese cedar), 1823 nucleotides long. RefSeq names its product transcription factor MTB1. The coding region runs from base 329 to 1564 and encodes 411 amino acids. The transcript has 3 exons. Lineage: Eukaryota; Viridiplantae; Streptophyta; Pinopsida; Cupressales; Cupressaceae. Gene Ontology annotation, biological process: regulation of DNA-templated transcription; endosperm development. Gene Ontology annotation, molecular function: DNA-binding transcription factor activity; protein dimerization activity. The record is from RefSeq and is a predicted model, not a curated record.